This is a messenger RNA of Apis laboriosa (Himalayan honeybee), 3101 nucleotides long. RefSeq lists its product as uncharacterized. The coding region runs from base 180 to 1280 and encodes 366 amino acids. The record is from RefSeq and is a predicted model, not a curated record. NCBI's taxonomy places the organism in Eukaryota, Metazoa, Arthropoda, Insecta, Hymenoptera, Apidae. The transcript is spliced from 3 exons.
CCGUCACCGCAGCCUUAGAUUGUCAAUUAACAAAUCUUUCACAAUAAAUCGGAAGUUUCGUCAACGAAACUGAAAAUUUUCGGGUGCGUGCCAUCCACCGUUGUUCUCGUGUUUCGCUGCCUUUUACGCUCGCCAAUUAUUUCUUGUGAAUAGAGUAGCUUGGUAGGUUAGCAGUGACAAUGAAGACGAUAGUUGCCAAAAUCCUGAUCGUCGUGUCUUUAACUGGAACACAGGUGCUAGGAUAUCCUCCGCAAGAAAGGCUCACACCAGAUGGAGCGGCAGUUGCUACGGACACCGUUGUACACGAGGAUUCCGUGGCGUCCGCCUCCGAAGUGGGGGAGGAAUACGAGGACGGCGACGAUUCGGACAUGUACAUGGAAGCGGAGAGCGGCGAAACCGAUCGGAUCGAUAAAGGGAGGGAAAGGGAGGAGCGACGCGAAAGUUACGCGAACACGACUGACCGUGGCCCGAGCGUGCACGAGGAAAGCAGCGGGGAGGUGGAAGGGGGGGAAAGCGAGGCGUCCAAGUGGAAGAAGGACGAUCAGGAAGCGGAAAAUACGAAGGAAAGCGAUCGGGCCGAGGCGCCCGAUUCCGAAGAGAAAAGCUUGGAAACGGAGAGUCAGAACUUCUUCCCCUCGUUCGCCGACCUGUUCGCCAAUCACAGAAGUUCGUUCGCCGAGCAACAAAGGUACAGGCCUCAGAACAGAUUCCUGGGAUACCUGCAACGCGAUCGCAACGGUUAUCAAACGGCGUCGGGGGUAACUGGGGGGAAAGACGUUCAUCAUCCCCUUCUGGGAUCGGGCAACUUCGGCGUGAUCCGAGGCGGCACCUAUUAUCCCGAGGAGAAGGAGAACGACGAAUAUUCGGUGGACGAUACUCUGUACAAUCCUUACUAUCACGGGGGGAACCGUGGCCGCGCAAAUUAUUUCAGGAAUCCUAAACCGCAACCGAUUCGCGGUGGCGAUUUCUUCGCGAAUUUCCGAGAUUUCGCCGACAUCACGGCCCCCCCCAAGUCCAGUUUCUCUCACUUAUCCGUCGUUUACGCGAAUAAAAACGCGACCGGGACGCGUCUCGGUCAGGAGCCGAGAAAUAUCAUCGAAACUCUGAGGAUGCUGGAAGAGGAAGGGCAAACGAGCUCCGAGGUGGCGGUCGGCACGGAAUUACCGAGGAAGAAACAGAGCAAAGGGAAGAGGAAGUUGAUGAAAAUGAAGCAGUACGAAGAGGACAAGGCGAGGAGAUCCUCCCGCAUCACCGUCGAGCCUUUGUUGGCGCUUAGUUGAACGUCACGUUUCGGAAUUGAAAUUGUAAGGUAGUGCGGACGCGAACCACGGGAUCUUUCUCCAAAAAAAGAAAAGAAAAAAAAAACGCGAAAUCUGGCCACGAGAUUAGAACCAAAGUGUGAAAAAUAUUGUCAUUUACUCUAUUGUUUAUUGGAGGAGGAUUUUGUGCGGAGAAGAAUGCGAAGAAACGAUCGAUCAAAGGGGACAAGUCGCGUGAAUUUUUUUUUUUUUUUUUCCCCCCAUUAAUUUUCCAAUAAUUCGAUGCGUCGAGAUUUUGUAUUUAAUAGGAAGAAGUGUUUCGUGUAAUUAGAAAUUUUAUAUCAACGCGUUCCGUUGAACGUACUUUUGAAUUAUUGGAAUUAACGUAACCGCCUUGACGUGCUUUCCAAUUUUCGUGGCAAGACUGUACAGAUUGCGUGUAAACCGAGUAUUUUUCUCCAAUUAUUUAAAUCGUUCGCUACGAAGGAUAAACUUGUGUAUCGUUUCGCUUUCGUAAUUCUACGUUUCAGACGUUCCUCUGAGAAAGAAAGAAAGAAAGAGAGAAAGAAAGAAAGAAAAUUAAAAGCGUCAAAAUAUAGGUUGCCAUCGAAAUCGAACCGUUGAAAUGAUACAAUCGGAGCUAGACUGAAAUUACUUUGAAAAUUUCGAAUCGAAGAAGUAUCGAACAGCACUCUGUUCGAUCGGACGAGAUAUCCGAAUUGGAAGAAGCAGAGAACUAUCGGAAAUGAUACGUGUCCGACUCUAACUCGUAUCCAAGGAUAGUCAAAAGUAUCUAUGAAAUAGUGUUUUUAUCGAUCGAUUAAUCUCGCAAUUUUUGCGUGGAAAUAAUUAAUCAUUCAUUGUCGAACGAGAGAAGAUCAAACUCGUUUAUGGCCAAUUCACGGACACGUUUCAAAUCGAUCGAAUGCAUUUUCGCGUGCUGCACCUUCGUUAUGCUCGAGUAAACUUCAGUCAGGUACGAGUGUAACGAGUGUACGGGCGCGAAUAACGGGUUAAUCUCUCCGUUCACAGGCUGCGCGCACGCGCUUGACACGCGCGUUUCCCUUACGUGUAUUUGUAACGAGUGUGAAAACACCACGAGUGUAUUUAAUAGAAAAAAGAAAAAGGAAGAAAACAGAAAAUUCGCGAAAACGGAAGGAGAUACAUUUGCGUUUGUCACGGCCUUUUGUAAAUAAAUUUCCACUGCUCUGCCUCGCGUUUUCUUUAGUGUUUUAGCUAAAGCGGAACCGGACCAACAUUUGCGUCUUCAUUCGAACAUGAACAUGCGCGUGUGUAUUCGUUCGCGGACCGUAUUUCUGCGUUUAACUAUGAAUGUAGUUGUAAACUACGUUAAGGUAAUCUAUCGUAAGAUAAGUAUAUCUCAUAUCGUCUGUUUCUUUUCUACGUUGCAGACUGUCUCGCUGCAUUUAUUAAAUUCACAAAGACUGUUCAUCUAUUAAUUAUUAUUAUUAUUAUUAUUAUUAUUAUUAUUAUUAUCGGCUUGGCGUAGAAUUUCUGUUUCAUCUCUUGUCAUUAAUUAAAUUAAACUAAUAUCUUCCCACAAAAGUAUCGAAUUUUUUGUUGUUCAGAUUUUCAGACACGUAUUUGCGAUUUUUCUUCUCACAUCACGAUCCUUUGAUAUUUCUCUUUAUGUUCGUGUGUCGAGUUAUGCGUUCCAAAUCUGUUGUCGACGAUUUGUCGUUUUGGUUUUUUUCAAAUACCAUGGCAUAUAAAGAUUCACCAUUACACUUCGUGCUAGAAUACUCUAUAUAAAGACGAAAAGUCCGCCAGUGAAUCUUUCGCUGUAGAUUUCGACGAUAUUGUUAUAAAGAUUUUGUUGUU